This is a messenger RNA of Grosmannia clavigera kw1407, 468 nucleotides long. RefSeq lists its product as uncharacterized. The coding region runs from base 1 to 468 and encodes 155 amino acids. NCBI's taxonomy places the organism in Eukaryota, Fungi, Ascomycota, Sordariomycetes, Ophiostomatales, Ophiostomataceae. The transcript is spliced from 4 exons. The record is from RefSeq and is a predicted model, not a curated record.
AUGGAAUUCCAGAUGGGACUGCAGAUGGGUCUGCCGGCUCUGUGCCGGUCGGACCCAUGGGCCGAAGUCUUGGACGUCGAUGCGGCUCGAAAUGUUACAGAAGAGCAGUUUCAGGUGGCCGUUCGCCGUGGAGGGUCCAGGCGGAGAUUACAGGGCUCUCCAGUGCAUCUGAUUGGCCUGCGGGCGUCUGUUGGGGAAUCUAGCGCAGCGGCAGGCGGCGCUAGCAGCCUAAAGACGCGGCAAUCGCGAGGAGACCGCAGCCAAUUGAUUCUGACCGGCGGCUACAGCAGCGUGGUGAACACUGCCGCGGAUCUCCUCAACAAGCGUUCGGCGGAAUACGAGAUUUACAGAUCAACGCAGCAGCUGGCCGUCUCGGCCAAGAAGCCUUCAUCCCAACCUGACAUAUUCUUGCGCCGGGCCUCGGCCGAUUCUUGGGCGAUCAACAUUCUGGGUUUCAAGGCCCUGUAA